Messenger RNA from Planococcus citri (citrus mealybug), 640 nucleotides. RefSeq names its product ribosomal protein S11 (gene RpS11). Gene Ontology annotation, cellular component: ribosome; cytosolic small ribosomal subunit. Bases 148 to 606 code for a protein of 152 amino acids. Gene Ontology annotation, molecular function: structural constituent of ribosome. Lineage: Eukaryota; Metazoa; Arthropoda; Insecta; Hemiptera; Pseudococcidae. The transcript has 4 exons. Gene Ontology annotation, biological process: translation. The record is from RefSeq and is a predicted model, not a curated record.
AACUUUCUGUGAUCUGUGGUGAUCAUUUCUUAUCCACGUUUUCUUUUCGGAUGCGAAUUCUUUCCCGAUUAUGUCAAACUUUUGAUCGAAAAUUGAGUUUAAUCUCUUAAAAUUAAGUGAUUUCGAAAAUAUUCCAUACCCAUCAUCAUGGCAGAUCAGAAUGAAAGAGCUUUUCAAAAACAACCAACUGUAUUCUUGAACCGCAAAUUUAAUACGAAAAAGAAGAAGUUGAGGUAUUACAAAGAUGUCGGCUUGGGUUUCAAAACACCCAGAGAAGCUAUCGAAGGCACUUAUAUCGAUAAGAAAUGCCCUUUCACCGGCAACGUAUCCAUCCGUGGCAGAAUUUUGACCGGCGUCGUUCAAAAGAUGAAGAUGCAGAAAACCAUUGUUAUCAGACGGGACUAUCUUCAUUAUAUUAAGAAGUAUAAUCGUUUUGAGAAAAGACAUAAAAAUAUGUCUGUGCAUUUAUCACCGUGUUUUAGAGAUGUUGAAAUUGGAGACGUCGUAACAAUAGGAGAAUGCAGACCGUUGAGCAAAACUGUUCGUUUCAAUGUUCUGAAAGUUACUAAAGGCCAAGGAUCGAAGAAAAGUUUCAAGAAGUUUUAAUAUGUAAUGAGUUAAUAAACCUUUUCUUAAAUUA